CGCCACCACGACGAUUCUCCACGUUCGGUCGUAGUCGCACACGGCACACACGCAGUAACCGGCGUCCGCGUUCGAGGUGUCCGCUCAGUGUUGCGAGACUGGUGCUGUGCUAUGCGUUCGCCGACGGUCAUCGUUUCGGGUGGUGCACGGGAUCGUCGUCGUUGCUGCAGUGACGGCGUUUGACCGCUGCGAGAGAAGUCGUCUGCGUUUCACUGCCGGAGUAAGCGCGCGCGCCCGCGCACACGCGUGCAACGACUAUUAUUAUAUUUUAUAUUUUUGCGCGUCGCACUCGCGGUUCGCUCGCACGUAUUAUAAUAAUAUAAACAUAAUAACAUAUUAUAUAUAGUACACGGCACAUAUGCGAACGGGAUAAUAACAAAGACGGCGUAUGAAAUAUACGAUUUCACAUAAUACCGCCGCGGUAAUAUCAAUAACACAAUAUAAUACAUAGCACCUGCUGCUGCAGAGCUUGUAAUAAUAAUAACAUAACGCAGUGCCGAGUGACAUGGCCGAGACGAUGAUAGUGUCGGACGACGCGACGGCGACUAGCACGUCGGCGCUCGUCGACCAGAUAAUCGUGGCCAAGACGUUCGCCAUGCUCGUCCUGGGUUUGGGCUCGUUCGUGCUGGGCGUCGUGCCCCUGAAGCUGACCAAGUGGUGGCGGAUGGACCCGGCGGCCGGUGCCGGGACCGCGGCCGCGUCGUCGCACCACGGCGGACACUCGCACGGCGGCGACUCGGCCACCGGUUCGCCGGCCGUGUCGCUGCUGCUGUGCUUCGGCGGCGGCGUGCUGCUUUUCACCACGUUGCUGCACCUGCAGCCCGAGGUCCGGGAGGGCGUCGGCCGGUUGCAGAAGACCGGACAGCUGCCCGACGGACAGGGUACCGAGCACCUGGGCGACCUGAUAUUCUGCGCUGGGUUCUUCAUGGUGUUCAUCGUGGACGAGAUCGUGCACUCGGUGCUUGAUCGAUGCGCGGCCAGUCACGUGGACCGCAGCUCCGCCGAGGAGGUGCUCCACCGGUCGAUGAGCUUGAGGCGGCGGACCAUGUCCAUACCGAGGGCCUCGCUCGCCGGCAGCGGAGGUUCGCCCAGUUCCGUUCCGUCGGUGACCGGUGGCAUGUCGGUGGCCAGCAACAAAGAGCUGUUGAAUAACGAGGGGCCGGGCAAGCCGCACGACAAGCGGUAUCGGCCGGCGGGCUGGGGGUGCGGCACUACGGCACCGUCGUCGGCACGGACAGUGCACCGGCAACGGGUCGGCGGUGGCGGCGACGACGACACAGAGAAACAGAUGAAGCUGGACAGCGACGGCGGCGGCGGGCCCGACGGCGGCCACUCGUUCCGGGGCCUGUUCGCGGUGCUUGCGCUGUCGUUCCACGAGGUGUUUGAGGGCCUGGCCAUAGGGCUGGAGGAGCGCGUCGACAACAUGUGGUACCUGUUCAUCGCCGUGGCCACGCACAAGCUGGUCAUCGCCUUUUGCAUCGGCCUGGAACUGGCCUGGUCCAAGACCCGGCGGCCCGUGCUCGUCAUGUACGUGGCCACGUUCGCACUUGUCACGCCCGUGGGCAUCAUCAUCGGCAUGGUGCUAGUGCAGUGCGGCACUGGUGGCACCGUGGACGGAUCUCCCGGACGGGUGGCCGUCAUCCUGCAGGGGCUGGCCGCCGGCACUCUGCUGUACGUCGUGUUCUUCGAGGUGCUCGCCAGGCACAAACAGUCGGGAUUCUUGCACUUGUUGUCCAUUAUGUUCGGAUUCAGUAUUUUGCUCGUAUUGCAAUUGAUGACUCAUCAACACAGUCACGGAGCCCCGGUUGACAACCAUCAACAUUCGGAUCACGAUCAUUCAUCACACGAACACGAACACGAACACGUGCACGAUCAUUAGAAUUUCUCAAUGCUUUGAGUUACCAAGUAUUUUAUUAAGCCUAUCGUGAUCUAAGUUUGAUGUAGAUUGUAUUUUGUUAUUAAGUUAAGCUAUCAACUAUUUUGUAUUGUUUAUUUAUAUUUAUACAAUACGCAUAUAUAUACGUAUAUAUAGGUGAUUUUAUUAACGUAAAACACUUUAUAUAGAGCUUCAAAUUUUUUAUUUAUUUAAAUUUUAUUAUGCAUUUUGAAGGACAUUCGACUUUUAUUGUAAAUUUAUAUAUCAUAACAUUUUCGCAAAAAGUCUAUUCUAUAUUAUUUUCAUACAAAUGAUUUUUUUUAUUAAUCACAACCAUCAUAUCAUAUUCUUAGAUAGAAAUUUUUUAUUUACAAAUAAAUCGAACAUUAAAUAAACCAAUAUAAAUUAUAUUAUUCAUAAAUUAUGAUUUAUGAGCAUAUUAUAAGAAUUUAAUAAUAAGCAUGGAGUGGCGGGAAAUGUCUUCAUAAUUUGUUGGUUCACUAUUUUACUCAUUGAUUUAAAAUAAAUGCUUAGGUACCUACUAAUAAAUAAUUGAUUUUAAAAAAGCAAACAAUUGAAAAAUUAUUAAUAUAUAAUUUUUUAUUAUUAUUAUUUAUUUUUUAGUAAUGCUAUAGCAUUUAAAAAUAUAAAUCUUUUUUUUCAAAACCAGAACAAUUGACUGAAAAUUUGAGUUUUUAAUAUAACGUUAAAUAAUGAUUAUUUUGUAUGUAUAUGUAUGUGUGUGAUAUAUUGUAUAUAUUAUUAUAUAAAAGAAAAUAAUAAAUUAUUUUUUUCAUAAAUCGACUUUACCAUACGUACCUACUCUAUUUUCUGAAAAAAAAAUGAGGUGAAUAAUUAAUCGAUUCUUUAUUUUGUGCUACAUAAUGCAUUUGGAAUUAUUAUUAGAAUGUGCAAUAUUAUUUUGUUUUAGACUUCGAUGUGGUUUUUUUGUGUCUGAAACCUAACGUCACCUUCAGAGAAAAAAAAUAAUUUUUAAGCAUUGUGGUUACAUAUGCGUAGAGACUUAUUGAAAUUUUCACUAAAUAUUAAUAUUAGUAUUUUCUCAAAUCAGUUUUCGUAUUUGUGUACAAUGCUUUAUUUCAUUGGAUUUAAAUUUAACACAUCCAUUACAAUGACAAGGUUAGAGGUUUAAAGCAUAAUUGACACCUACUAUACAAUAACAGAGUAAACUUGAUUUUUUAAAAAAUAUUUUUACAUCACAUCAUAAUUUAUUAAAGUACUUAAUUAUAUGUUUGUUGAUUUUGAGUUUUGACCAGAAAACACGGAUUCAAUUGUCUUUAUAAAAGUAUAGAGUUUACUAGACUGUAAGUAAUAUAAUCACUAUUCACUAAUAUAGUACUAAGGAAAAUAAGCAUAUAAUAAUUUCGGUUCACUUUAAAUUACAUUCGCACAAAAAUAUUACCGUAACAGUGUUACGAUUUCUGAUCUCUCCCUUUUAUUCGAUCAAUUUUUAUAUUGUCUGCGUUAUUUCUAUUCACUUAUAUUUUUGACGAUAAGUCUUUGAAUAUCCAUACUAUACACUUUCACCACGCGUUUGUGGUAGGUACAAAUAACAUAGGUAACAACGCAUGACAUAAUAAUAUGACAUAUUUAAAUAUGUAUAUCCUAUGUAUAUGUUAUGAUAAAUUAUGUUAUAAUAUAUGGAAAAUUACGUUAUUAACGUUAUAUUGAUCAAAUACAUGAGUAAUUAUAUUAUUAUAAGCCGGAUAAUCAUGUUAUUGACUAAAAGUACAGGUAAUUAUUAUUUAUUAUUAUAAACCAAAUAUUCACCUGUGAAUCCCACCAAAUAGUAUAAUUUGAAAAAUGAUAUGUAAUUAUUUUUUUAAAUUGAUAAAAUGUAUUAUUAUUAUAAAUAAUUUAUUAAUUGCUAUUUGCUUUCACAAGUCGCAUUUCCGCGAACCUUUAUGUUUACUAUUACACAAAUUUUCAGCAGGGCAACACGCAAAAUUGUUUUGUUGCAACCGGCUUGCAAUGGUAGCGCUGGUAUCCUAUAAUGAGGAUCCGCAACAUAAUUAUUUUCAGCUGAUUCGCUUAGUGUCAACUGUUCAUCAUCUAUACUAAUUUUAUUUUAUUAGAUCGUCCAUUUUCAACAGAUUUUUUUCAUGAGGAGCUAUUUCUUUUUUAGAAAUAGAGAAUUAAGAAAACUAUGUUCCGUAACUAUAUUAUACAAGGAAAAAACUCUAACCAGUAACAGUAUUAGUUUUACCUGCGAAUUCGGAAUUACACAUUUUCGAAAAUUAGUUUAGUGACCACCUUGAUUUGUGGGACAUCUAUCUUAUAAUAAAUGCAUUUACCUAGGUCGGACUCGAAUAUGUCAAAUAAACAGCAUAAUUAUAAUUCAUAAAUAUAGGAUUUUCCAUUUCAUUUACUAAAAAAUAACAAUAAUAUUAAUGAUCAAUACCAUUACUUUCCGAUGUAACAAUUAUAGGUACGCGUGUCUCUGUAGGAUGUUAUGUAGAUCAUGAACGUAUCUAUAAAUGUUCUAACGACAAACAAUAUAAUACAAAAUAAUUGCAUUUUGUAAGGAAAAAAGGUGUUAAUUAAUGCAUUACGUAGAUAUAUUAACUAUUAGGAACCUAUAUAUAUUGGAUAAUAAAUUUGUGUGUACCACCGUAAAUUAAUCUGUGUAUGAUUUCAGGAAUAACUGCAGAGUUUUAUAAAUCAUAACAAAUAUAAUAUAAUGUUUGUUGUAAAAUUAUUUUCCCAAUUAUUUACAUUCAAUUAAAUUCGAACAAAAUAACCGGUAUACAUACAACGAAAAAGUAAGUACUGCAUAAACCCCGUACAGAAAACAAACACGACCCUUAUACUACAUAUAAGAUUAAAUAUUUAUUUUCAUGAUAAAAAUAUCAAGGAUGAACCUAUAUUAACGUCAAAUCGACAUGAAUAGGGGUUUUUUUAAACAUCAUAUUAAAAGUAUCAUCAUCAUUCAUCGUUAAAAUGUUGAUGCUUUGUUAAAAAUGAAAUCGAUAAUUUCGAAAUUCUUGUAUUAUUUAUGUUACUCAUAUUAGGUAAUAUAUAUAGACACAUUAAUACUUAGUAGUUGUUUAGUAAAUAUAAAUCGUAUUAAAGUCGGCAGUUAAGUAGCAACUAUAAAAUUGGAGUGCCUUCACCGACGAGCGAUCAAAAGGCGUGAUUUGCCAAGGGCCCGUCGGGCCCGAACACAUAAUAUAGGAUUUAAGAAAUUGGUUUUUUGAAGGCUGAUAAACCGAUGCUCUAAAAUGAUGAAAAGGCACGAAUAACCCGAAUAACCAGACUACGAUACGCAGUACGCUAUAGGUUAGGUGCGUUUACGCAUAUAUAUGCAAUAUGCAUACUCCUACUGUUAACCUCUGGUACCAUGGCUGACUGAUUUUUUAUUAUCGACUGGCCGCCCAAAAGUGUCCACCCCCUGGUUAAAGUGUUAAGUCAACUGUCCAAAUCGAUUUUGUUAAUUUACCAUAUCUACAACAUACACAUAUCAGUCAUGGUACAAGUCAGUCCUAAUAUAGUGUAAUAUUAAUUGUUAUACGGCCAAUAAGUAUAUUUUAUGUUAGUAAUUAUAAACUGUUAUUUAAAGAAUCUGUGUUUUAUAAUAUAAGAUAUACUCUGCGGACAGUAAUAGCGAAAUAAAAAUUAUUUACUUUAAGGAGUUGUUUAUUAUUGAGGUAUUAUAAAAAUUUACUAUAAAAAAAAAAGGAAUUACAAAAUUAUGUAGGUACACACACACACAUAUAUAUAUAUUAUAUGUACAUUCAACAUUGUAUACAUGUAAAAAAAGUUAUAGGUCAUCUUACAUAUUUAAAUCGGUAUUUUUUGUACGUGCCUGUAUAUUGUAUUUAUUAUGACUUAUAAAAAGUUAUAGAUAUUAUCUAUUAUAAGUAUGUAUAUGUAUUAAAAAGUGGGUAAUUAUUUUUGUAUUUCAUAUUUAUGUGUAAUUAUAAAAAUCACUUAUUUUAA
Messenger RNA from Rhopalosiphum padi (bird cherry-oat aphid), 5836 nucleotides. RefSeq names its product zinc transporter ZIP3-like. The record is from RefSeq and is a predicted model, not a curated record. Gene Ontology annotation, biological process: zinc ion transmembrane transport. Gene Ontology annotation, cellular component: plasma membrane. The coding region runs from base 506 to 1879 and encodes 457 amino acids. NCBI's taxonomy places the organism in Eukaryota, Metazoa, Arthropoda, Insecta, Hemiptera, Aphididae. Gene Ontology annotation, molecular function: zinc ion transmembrane transporter activity. The transcript has 2 exons.